Colletotrichum destructivum is the source of this 3755-nucleotide messenger RNA. RefSeq lists its product as uncharacterized. Gene Ontology annotation, molecular function: DNA binding; zinc ion binding; DNA-binding transcription factor activity, RNA polymerase II-specific. The coding region runs from base 952 to 3339 and encodes 795 amino acids. The transcript has 3 exons. Gene Ontology annotation, cellular component: nucleus. NCBI's taxonomy places the organism in Eukaryota, Fungi, Ascomycota, Sordariomycetes, Glomerellales, Glomerellaceae. Gene Ontology annotation, biological process: DNA-templated transcription; regulation of DNA-templated transcription. The record is from RefSeq and is a predicted model, not a curated record.
UUCCGGUGGUCUAUCUCUCACCACUCACACUCGCACCCGCACUCACUCUCACUCUCACUCGCAAAGUCACUCGUAAUCUCACUCUGAGUCUCACUCUCACUCUCACUCUCAGUGUGCGCAGUGUUUGUGCGUGUGUCGGGCGAUAAACCCCGAACCGCCCCGCGGCACAGCUCGUCUUUUGCUGACAAAGUCGCUCCAUCGCGGUCUUGGCUUGCCGAACUUUUCCCACCCGGCCGACCUAGGGCGGGCCCUCUUUUUGCCUCUCGCUGAAGAUUCGGUGCUUGUUUUCCACUUCCCUCUCCACUGUUGAUUGAGUGCGCGUUGUUUGUUCUCGACUUGCAUUUGCAGACUCGCAUUGCAUGCACAGCACAGCACAGCACAGCUCAGCACAGUACAGCAUACAGCACGCUCACCUCUCACCCACUUCGCAGACAACCUGACUGACACGAGCACAGAGAGGAGGUGACUCUUGACAGCCAGAUCGUCGUCCGUCAUACGCUGCUCUCUUCCACGUACGACUCCUCCCUCCCCCCCUCCUCUUCCUCUUCCUCUCCCCUCCGUCCCGGGCAAGGCCGGGAUAUGACCCAUGCGCCCCCAGGUGCUGCGGCGCAAUCCUUCUCUCCGGUCAUCCUAGACCUAACCGGCUGAGGCAACUCACUAGCCAGCCAGCCAGUCUGCCAGUCUGCUGCCGUCUGUUGCUUGGCCCUGUUUGCCGCCGCCGCCGCCCACUAGUACUGCUGCUGCCGCCGCUGCUGCUAUUGUUACCGCUGCAUUGCUGCUGCUGCUGCUGCACAUCCGGCCUGCCAGUGAAAUGACCACCGCCUGACCUCACACUCCGGCCAGGCUCCUCUCAAGGCUCGAUCGAGGCUCCAUCCAGAAAAGGGUCCCCCCCCCCCUCCUGAUAAGAGCAAAACACCAUCUCGCAGUUCCGUCUAGUUAAAAAAAGGGGAAAUGUGGAGUUCCCACGACAAUGGGACAGACAUGCUAGACACGAAUGCGAAUGCACGUCCGCAACAAAUGGCCGAGGAGGAAGCGAACUCGGUCUUCAGCCACGACGAGGGCUCGAGUGGUGAUGACACGACCAACAACGGCUCGGCCGGCGCCCCGAGGAAGCGCAAGAGGGAGAAGCACCAAAAGACAUCAUGCGAGCUGUGCAAGGCGAGAAAGGUCAAGUGUGAUCGCGCCGAGCCCGCGUGCUCGUGGUGUGCCCGGCACAACCGAACCUGCGUCUACCUGGAGAGACAGAAACCCGGGAGUCGUAUCGGCUUCAGUCUCGAACUCGAGGCCAAGGUCAACCGCCUCGAUGCCCUGUUGCAAGCUCUCGGCCGUCGUGUAGAGGAGCACAUCUCCAACGACCACGUCGCUGCCACCACCACCACCGCUACAGCUACCGCCCAAACCCUCUCGCCGGCCAUCAGCAACCAGGCGCCCUCUCAGCCCGAGGCGGGGUUUCGUCAGGACGGGAACGGCAUCAGUCCGGGCCCUGGCCUCCCUAGACCACCGCCGCCGCCGUCGCAGACGUCGAACGGUCGUACGCCCGCCUUCUCAAGCUCCUUCUGGCAGGCCGGCGAUGCCCAAGACGCCCUUCAGAACGCCGGCGAUCGAACCUCGGUACAGGCCCUCCUGAACCUCUCGGCAGGCGACUCUUUCGGCCAGCCAGGCGCGUCACCCGGCGUCACGGGGCCUCGGAAAGAUGCACCAUCGACCGUUUCGACCGUGUCCGAGUUCCCACCGCAUGACAUGCUCUACACGCUCGUCGACCUGUACUUCAAACACUGCAACACGUGGUGCCCGAUCCUGGACCGUAAGACAACCUUUGGCGCCUUCUUCGGCUCGACCUCCCUCAACGAGGCCGACCGGGUCCUGCUGCACGCCAUCGUCGCCACGACCCUGAGGUUCCUGAAAGACCAGCGGCUGUCGUCCGAGAUGCGGUCGCACUACCACGCCGUAUCGAAACACCGGGUGCAGAUGUACGCCAUGGAGAACGUCAGCAUCGCGGCACUGAGGGCCCUGGUCAUCCUCUGCCUGGACGAGCUCGGGACCUCCAACGGACCCCGCGGCUGGAACAUGCUCGCGCUCCUCGCCCAAAACGUCAGGCAGCUGGAGCUCUGCGAGGAGAGCAGCGUGUACCUCACGGCCGAGGCUGAGGAGACACCGCACACCGGUUCCAUCCGCCGGGUGGCGAUGGGCCGGCCCGAAUCCUGGAUCGAGGACGAGGGCCGGCGGCGGCUUUGCUGGAUGGUGUACCUCCUCGACCGUUACGCGACCAUCGCCACGACGACGUUCGACUUCAUGCUCGACGACAGCAAGAUGAAGCGCGGCCUGCCAUGCUCGUACGACCUCUUUUCCCGGAACGUCCCCGUCGAGACGCGGUCGUGGAGCCAGGCUUCGGACCAGCAGCCCGACACCCCGGCCAUCAACAAACCCGAGAACCUCGGCAGCUUCUCGUACCACUGCGAGAUCCUGCGCAUCCUCAGCAAGGUGCACGACUUUCUCAAGACGCCCAUCAACGUCACGUCGUCGGCCGAAAUGGCCGUCUGGCGCAACACGUACAGGUCGCUCGACGGCGCGCUCGACAACUGGCUGCAGAGCCUGCCGAGCGAGUACAGCAGGAUAUCGGCCCUGUGCCACUCCGACCCGGCCAGCCGCGUGGCCAACUGGUUCAUGCUGCAUAGCGCCUAUGUCACUUCGGUCGUGCGUCUGCAUUCCUCGGCCGCGUACCCGACCGUGCGGUCGCACAUCUUCGUCCCGUCGCACUACGCGAUGCAGCGGUGCCUGUCCGCCGUGCAGAGCCUGGGCGACAUUGCCCAGGACGUCUUCGAGGCCAACGGGCUCGAUCUCCUGGGGCCCCCGUUUGCCUUCUCGCUGUGGGUGGCUGCGCGGUUGCUGCUCAUCCACGCCGCCACCGUCGGCUGUCCCGUCGAUCCCAAGAUUGACUUCUUCAUCGAGACGCUGCGCCAUGUCGGGCAGUACUGGGAGGUGGCGAACAACUACGCCAAGAUCCUCGCCCGGGUGGUGCAGCGCGGGCGUCAGGGCGACAUGAGCUUCACCGCCAUGAGAAAGAGCGCUCACGAUCUCGUUACAUUGACAUCCUCCACGCGGCGUUCUGGUUUGGAGCCGACAUCGACCCAGGUAACGUCCCUGAGCGAGCUCGACAACAUUGACGUUUUCGACUUCUUCAACUACCCCAAGAUGUCGGAGCCGAUAAGGAUGGCAAACGGUCAGACGAACCUGUUGCAGGCCCAGGCCAUGAGCGGGCUGGGCGGCGAUUCCAUGAGGAGUACCGGAGUGCCGGAUCCCGAGUCAGAUUGGCUCGGCUUCAACACGCCUUUCAACUGAAGAUCUCUUGUUGUCGUUGUUACAGCGGCGCAUAUUAUAUAUCCUCCCCCCCCUCCCUCCCCCCACCAUGCUCUUCAUUGAACGGACCGGAGGUUUGCUUCCAUUGUUUCCAUCCAAUUUUCUUCUUUUUUUAAUUAGACAAAAAACACCAUGCAAGCUGGGACUGGCGCUGAAGGACUUGACGGAACAUUCAUUGUUGAGGCGUUCAUGGGUGUGUGGCGUUGUACAUACUUGUCUUGCUGAUGGAUCAAGGGGUGGCGUGUGUGUAUGUGUGUGGCUUCGCGAUAACUUACAUAUAUUACAGCCGCAAGGGAGCCAGCCAGCCGUGAGGACGGUCCAAUUGAAAAUCCCGCUGAUCAUGAUCCCCCCCGCACACAAGCUGACGAACAACGCUCCACCGUGAUCAGGCCGAACCG